AUGUCUGGAGCGACCACCAAGUACAUCGAGACCGUCAAUUACAAUUACGCGAAACGCGGUUUCGCACUCACAGCUCUCGAGUACUUGCUCACCGGCAGCCAGGACCUGGUCGCCCAGUUGCAAUGGAAUCCUUUGCAGAAUUUUGCGAAGUCAACCAUCCUCGGUCUCCUGGAACGCGUCACGAGAGGUGAACUCACCAUCCUGAGCGAAGGCAAGACGUACAAGUUCGGCAAGCCAUACGACGUGAAGAUAGAUGGACACUCGUGGCCGCUGACGGCGACAGUUACUGUGAAGGCGGAGAAUUUUUGGGCUAGAAUGCUUUUGCACGCGGACUUUGGGUUUGCAGAUGCCUUCAUGCUCGGUGAAAUUGAGGUCGACAAGUUGAAGGAUGUCUUCAAAAUCUUCGUCCUCAACAGAAAAUCUGUUGGGGAACUGGGCACCGUCCUCAGCCCCAUAGUUCGGACAAUAAGUUACAUUGCCAACCUUCGUCUCGCCAACGGUUUGAUGGGGAGCAAGAGCAACAUCUCCGCCCAUUACGAUCUCUCGAACGAAGUCUUCGCGGCUUUCUUAUCAUGGGAUAUGACUUAUAGUUGUGCUAUUUUUGACAAGGAGGCUGGAGGAGCCGUCGGAGACCUUGUUGGAGAGCGCCCAAUAGCUCCUCCACGAAGGGGAUACUUGGAUAAACGGACUAUCCCAGCCGACGAUCUGGAGAGAGGCCAGCUCGCCAAGCUUCACCUCAUCGCCCAGCGCGCGAAGAUUAAGAAGGGUUCCCUUGUUCUCGAAAUUGGAUGUGGGUGGGGGAGCUUCUCCAUUCUCGCUGCGGGAACAUAUGGGGCUACCGUGGAGGCCAUCACGAUCUCGGACGAACAAAAAGUCGCCAUCGACAAGAACAUCGCCGACGCAGGGCUUUCGCAUGCUAUCAACGUCCAUGUCUUGGACUACCGCCAGAUGCCCGAGUCCUUCCAUCAUGCAUUUGAUGCGGUCGUCUCCAUUGGGGUUAUGGAACACGUGGGUAUCGAAUUCAUGCGUGGAUGGUUCGAGAAGAUGUCAUGGGCAAUGAAGCCCGAAAACUCAUUCAAGGUCUUCACGAUGUCGACCGUGCCCGACACCCGCUGGCACAUGUAUUCCAGCGAAGUCGACUUCGUCAGAAAAUACAUCUACCCCGGCGGGCAACUCUCGUCCGUAGCGACCCUUGUGAACGAUAUCACAGCCGCGGGUCUCAACAUAGAGUCAAUCGAGAACAUCGGGCCACACUACGCGCGCACACUACGGGAGUGGGGCUACCGGUUUGAGAGAAACUUCAAGUCAGACAUCGAGCCCGCGUUGCGAAUCCAGUAUCCCAACCUGACAGACGACGACAUUCUGAUAUUCCGUAGGAAAUGGAACUAUUAUUUCGCCUAUAGCGAGGCAGGGUUUGCCCUCCGCAGUAUUUCCGACCAUGUCAUUACCACCACCCGCGAGGCAAACACUUUCGUGACCAGCACCUGUGAAGACCAUCCUCCGACUCAUUUCGUGAAGCAAUGA
This is a messenger RNA of Cyclocybe aegerita, 1524 nucleotides long. Lineage: Eukaryota; Fungi; Basidiomycota; Agaricomycetes; Agaricales; Hemipholiotaceae. The record is from the annotation of a GenBank genome assembly.